CUCGUAAGGAUGUGUCCGCAACCGCUGACGGACCUCGUGCGUUCGCGUCGCGUGUGUGCGCGUCCAGGACGCUGAAACGCUUCAGCCGCAAGUUGAAUGUUGCCACAGCCGCCAAAGCAGCAAGCGCCAAGUUAUCGUGUAUUGUGCUGCAACGUUGUUGGCAACGUUGAAAAGCCGAAGUUAAAGGCGACCAAGCCAAGCAAAUAUUUGAAGGCCUCGUGCCGAGAGUGUCUCAAGAGUGUAUGAAUGAAUGAAUACCGCGAAACAAGCAAAAAAUAAAUAUAUAUAUAUAUAAAAAAUAUUUGUGAUUUUUGCCCAAACAAAGAAAAAGUAAAGCAUACAUAAAGCAGAAAAAUGAAAUUAAAUCUGAACGCGUUAGUGCUUUGCCUCAACCGGCUGUCAGCCGCAAUCAGCCCGUGUGGCAAUCAAGAAGGGAACCACAGCAAAAGCUCUAACAAAAUGAUCACCUAGGGCAAAGUAUAAAUGCUAACAAAUCAACAAUAUUGAAUACAAAAAAGAUUGGAAAAACAAGAAAGAAAUUAACUCAGUAACAAAUUGGCUUGAAAAUAAACACAAAAUAUAAUUCAAUUUGAAGGCCAAUGGGCGAAUGAUAGAACAAAACUAAAGCUGGAAACUAAAACUGAAACUAAAACCAAAACGUAAACAAAACCAAAAACCAAAUCAAACAAACCAAACUAUACCAAAAAAAAGUAACGUAAACCACCGCAAAACAAUUGCUUUAAAAACACAAAAAAAAAAACAGAAACAACACAAAGAACAACCAAAUUACAACAAUAACAUUCACAAAAUGACGCUGCGCAUAUCGGCCAAAUCGAGAAAUCAUCUUGGACUCAUUAUUUACGGCUUUGUGUUGCUGCUAACAACAUCAAUGCCAUCCAUCGAGGCGGGACGCAUUUUCGACGUUACGAAUCUGGACUACGUCAAGGUAAAUGCUGAGGCUGGCAAGAACGUGACCAUACCAUGUCCCGGUGUAACGGAGCAUUCGCUGGUCGACACGCUGGUGUGGAAGACGGCGUCGACGACAAUCGCACAGUUUGCCAAUCGCAUUCCGUUGCUGCAUAGUCCGCGGAUACAGCUUUUGUCGGAUAACUUUGGUUUGCAGUUCUCACCGGCGAUGGCAAGCGAUACCACAGAGUACAUCUGUCUGGUCAAUGAUCGCCACAUACCAGAGGCCAUUGUGGAUCUGUUGGUGCAAGAUGUGCCCGAUCCACCGGAGCGUCCUUUGUUAAUAAGUUUCACGUCACGCUCGGUGAACUUAUCCUGGGCUCACUCGCAGCAUCCACGGAAUGCACCCGUGACGCAUUUCAUUAUUGAAACUCGCGAGGGCGAGGAUGGCAUUUGGGAUCAAGUGGCGCGCAUCUAUACGAGAACGAAUGCAACAUCAUAUCAGGUGACCGGCCUGACGCCCUUCACCGUCUACAGCUUUCGCCUGCUGGCCGUUAACAAGCUGGGCGUGAGUCCGCCCUCCAAGGAGUCCUACUAUAUUGUGACGCUGCGUGAAGCGCCCACGGGCAAACCAAUACCAACGACAGCUCACAAUACGUCCUCCACGUCGGUGUACAUCUCAUGGAAGCCACCAUCGCCGGAUACCAUAUUGGGCGAGUUUCUUGGCUAUCGCAUUACAUAUCGGCCACGCGAUCGCAGUCCCAACGAUACCAAGGAAAUCUAUAUACGUGACAAUACCGUCGAGAGCCACGAGAUACAGAACCUACAAACAUACACUCAAUACAAGGUAACGGUGCAGGUGUUCAAUCCGGAGGGCCUCGGUCCCGAAACAACGAUACUGGUGAUGACCGAUGAAGGAGUGCCAAGCAAACCUCAGAAUCUCACCGUUCUGGAUGUAUCGGCUAAUAGCAUUACAAUGUCCUGGCAUCCGCCUAAGAAUCAGAAUGGUGCCAUCGCCGGCUAUCAUGUAUUUCACAUACACGACAAUCAAACUGGCGUCGAAAUUGUCAAGAAUUCCCGCAACUCGGCCGAGACGCUGAUACACUUUGAGCUCCAGAGUCUAAAACCCUUUACCGACUACCGUGUCAUUGUCAAAGCGUUCACAACAAAGAACGAGGGCGAACCCUCCGAUCAGAUUGCCCAGCGCACAGAUGUGGGAGGACCGAGUGCACCGGCGAUUGUAAAUCUGACAUGUCAUUCGCAGGAGUCAAUUACGAUACGCUGGAAGCGACCCUACGAGUUCUACAACACCAUCGAUUUUUACAUCAUUAAAACGCGACUGUCCGGCCAGGAUACGCACCGUGAUAUACGCAUCAAUGCAUCUGCCAAGGAGCUGGAAACGGCGAUGAUACUACAAAAUCUGACUACAAAUUCCUACUAUGAAGUCAAGGUGGCAGCGGCAACAUUCAGCGUUAUAAAUCCCAAGAAAAUUGUGGUCGGCAAGUUUUCAGAUCCACGAAUUAUACAAUUGCAACCGAACUGCGAGAAGAUUCAACCGCUGCUGCGUCAAUCGCACAAUGAUUACAAUUUGGCUGUGCUGGUUGGCAUCAUAUUCAGCUGCUUUGGCAUCGUGCUGAUCGUCAUGGCCUUCUUCUUGUGGAGCAGAAAGUGCUUCCAUGCCGCCUACUACUAUCUGGACGAUCCGCCACAUCAUCCCAAUGCACCGCAGGUCGACUGGGAGGUGCCCGUCAAGAUCGGCGACGAAAUCCGCGCUGCUGUGCCCGUCAAUGAGUUUGCCAAGCAUGUGGCAUCGUUGCAUGCGGAUGGCGACAUUGGAUUCAGUCGCGAAUACGAGGCUAUACAGAACGAAUGCAUCACCGAUGAUCUGGCCUGCGAGCACUCGCAGCAUCCGGAGAAUAAACGCAAGAAUCGCUACCUCAACAUUACAGCCUACGAUCACAGUCGCGUGCAUUUGCAUCCCACGCCCGGACAGAAAAAGAAUCUGGACUAUAUCAAUGCCAAUUUCAUCGAUGGCUAUCAAAAGUCACAUGCCUUCAUUGGCACCCAAGGUCCGCUGCCCGAUACCUUCGAUUGCUUCUGGCGCAUGAUCUGGGAACAACGUGUGGCGAUCAUUGUGAUGAUCACCAAUUUGGUGGAGCGUGGCCGACGCAAAUGCGACAUGUAUUGGCCCAAGGAUGGUGUUGAAACCUAUGGUGUGAUACAGGUCAAGCUGGUGGAGGAGGAAGUCAUGUCCACGUACACGGUGCGCACGCUGCAGAUCAAGCAUCUCAAGCUCAAGAAAAAGAAGCAGUGCAAUAUGGAGAAAAUCGUCUAUCAAUAUCAUUACACCAACUGGCCAGAUCAUGGCACACCGGAUCAUCCGCUUCCAGUGCUCAAUUUCAUCAAGAAAUCCUCAGCAGCCAAUCCCGCCGAGGCGGGUCCCAUUGUUGUCCACUGCAGCGCUGGCGUUGGACGCACUGGCACCUACAUUGUGCUGGACGCGAUGCUGAAGCAGAUACAGCAAAAAUCGAUUGCCAAUGUCUUUGGCUUUCUGCGACACAUUCGCGCCCAGCGCAAUUUCCUUGUCCAAACGGAGGAGCAGUACAUCUUUCUGCACGACGCUCUGGUCGAGGCGAUUGCCUCCGGCGAAACCAAUCUGCCCACCGAGCAGAUCGAGGAGCUCAAGAACUGCACUCCGUACUUGGAGCAGCAGUAUAAGAACAUCAUACAAUUCCAGACCAAGGACAUACACAUUGCGUCCGCCAUGAAGCAGGUGAACUCGAUCAAAAAUCGUGGCGCCAUCUUUCCCAUCGAGGGCAGUCGAGUGCAUCUGACACCGAAGCCCGGCGAGGAUGGCAGCGAUUACAUAAACGCCUCGUGGCUGCAUGGUUUCAGGCGACUGCGCGACUUCAUUGUCACCCAGCAUCCCAUGACGCACACGAUAAAGGACUUCUGGCAAAUGGUCUGGGAUCACAAUGCACAGACCAUUGUGCUGCUCUCAUCGCUGGAUGAUAUUAACUUUGCGCAGUUCUGGCCGGAUGAGGCCACGCCCAUCGAGAGCGAUUACUAUCGCGUCAAAUUCCUGAACAAGACGAACAAGAGCGACUACGUGAGUCGCGAUUUCGUCAUACAGUCCAUCCAGGACGACUACGAGCUGAGUGUGAAGAUGCUGCACUGCCCCAGCUGGCCAGAGAUGUCGAAUCCCAACAGCAUCUACGACUUUAUUGUCGAUGUGCACGAACGCUGCAACGAUUAUCGCAACGGUCCCAUUGUCAUAGUGGACAGAUAUGGAGGAGCACAGGCGUGCACCUUCUGUGCCAUCUCAUCGCUGGCCAUUGAGAUGGAGUAUUGCAAUACGGCGAAUGUGUAUCAAUAUGCAAAGCUGUAUCACAAUAAGCGUCCCGGUGUCUGGACGUCCAGCGAGGACAUUCGUCUCAUCUAUAACAUUCUGUCCUAUUUGCCUGGCAAUUUAAAUUUACUGAAGCGCACGGCAUUGCGUACGGAAUUCGAGGAUGUGACAACGGCCACGCCGGAUCUCUAUAGCAAAAUCUGCAGCAACGGUAAUGUUCCACAACACCUACAACAGCUACAACAGCAGCAGCAGCAACAGUUGCUGCUGGCACAGCAACAGCAACAGCAUCUGCUGCAGCUGCAAAUGCAACAUGAAACACAACAGCAACUACAACAACAACAGCAACAGCUACAAAUUCAGCAGCAACAGCAGCAGCAGCAGCAACAACAGCAAACACAACAGCAAAAUCUCAUUAGUCAUAAUAGUCAUCAAACAGAAGUAGGAGCCAUAACAAAAUCAGACACAGAUACAAAUACAGAUACAGAAUUAGGAACAGCAACAGCCACAGCAACAACAACAACUGAAUCAGCUUCAACAACAAAUACUAAUUCUUCCUUAUUACCCAUCUCAUCAUUGUUACCACCCACAGUUGCUCCAUCAUCCAUCACACCCACACCAUCAUCAUCAACGUCCAACAGCUCCGACAACAACCAUACAACAACAGUCCCAAACAAUCUAACAACAACAACUACAUCUACAACAGCAACUCAAUCAUCAACAACACCAACACCUACAACACCUGCAACACCUUUAAAUGAUCUAACCCAUACUAAUGCUAAUCUUACCACUGUUACUACUACUAAUAAUGCUGCUAAUCUGGUCUCUGGUGAUGGGUCUUUGUCGUUGUCGUCGUCGAUGAUGCUGCUGCCGCCUGAUGAACAUCAACAACAACAACAAAUGCUGGCGCUAAUGCAACAACAAACCCAACUGCAACAACAAUACAACACGCAUCAACAACAACCACAAAUGGAUAAUGCCAAUUGCUUGUCAAAUGUUGAUGAAUUGCUCACUCCCCCAAUCAACCCGAUAAUCAACAAUAUGAACAACAAUAAAAACAACAACAAUCUGCAACAACAACAACUUCAUGCAGCAGUCACAGAUGCUCAAAACCUAGAUAUUGUAGGCUAAACAACAACAACAACCAGAACACAACACAAAAUUAUGAAUUAAAAUAUGAAUAAUUUUAUAUGUAUGUAAAGGCUAAGAUAUGAUACAUUUAAAUAUAAAUAUAAUUAUAAAUAUAUAAAUACAUUAAAUAUAAAUUACAAUUACAAUUAAAGCUAAUUAAAUUUAAUUAUGUAUACACUUGAAUGUAUUUAAGCGAGUGAACUAAGCGUUUAGCGCUAAUUAUCCUUCAACCUAUUAUUUAUGAUUUUAUUUAUUGACACGCCCCAAAAUUGCUUUUAUUCCAUUGACGCCCCUUAAAUAUGUUUAAAUUAGUCACAAAAACUAAACACACAAUAUAGUCAACACAAAAUAAACAACAACUAGAAACAUAGCAAACAAACAAAAAAAACAAGGCACACGAUUAUAUUACAUAACGAUUAUCAAGUAUGUAGCUUAACGCACAAAACUGAAAACUGAAAACUGAAUGCAUAGUUCCCCACACAAAUAAAUAAUACAACAAAUAAAGAGCCUAUAAAAAUAAUUAUUAUAAUAAUACUACUUAUUUGUAUCCCUGAAAGUAAUUGUUGUCCUUUUGUGCCAUGCUCUUAACACUUAGUUAAUAUCAGAUCUGUAAUUUUAUUGUUUUGCUAAAUUCAAUUGAUUCAAUGUCCGUCCUAUAAUCUGUUAUUGAUACUGUUUUCACAGCUCGCAUUUUUAUCGAUUACUUGUUGAACUUGAAAUUGAAAAACAAAAAUGAAAAAAAAUGACAAAAAAAAAUCUAAAAAACGAAGAACAAAUGCAAAAUCUUAGUGAAAAUUAUGCGAAUUUAAUAGACGAGAUGAGAAAGUGAACAAAAGAACAUACACAAAACAUACAUAUUCAAGAAUUUACGAAUACGAUUUAAUGUAUUUUCCCAGGCACGUACACGAAAUAUUUUUCAAAUUAACUUAACAAAUUCAAAUCAAGCACUUAAUGAGCACAUCACUGUAAAUCCUAAACUAAAAAACAAAAAAACAAUUGAACUAAUCACGCAACAAAAAAAAAACCCAGGCGCAUCACAAUUGUAAAUACUUUAAAUAUAAAUUACGUAAUCAAAUAAAAGAUUGCAUGAAAGAAACGGAAAAAUAAGUAAUGUUUAAGACGACGAUAUAAAUAUUGUAAAAAUACAAAAUACAAAUAAAUAUAUAUAUAUAAAUACGAUAUGAUAAAAGUGCUUAGCGUUUAAUGUUUAAGAACUAAUUAAUUUGUAAAGCAAAUCGCAAGCAAAGUAUUACUAAAAUAUAAAUUCAUGUGGAAAAAGCGAAUGCAAACGCAAAAUAUUCAAAAUUGUUUUUCUCACUUGUGGAAUAUGUCAAAGUAAAGAAAAAAAAAAAGAAA
Molecule: messenger RNA, 6742 nt
Organism: Drosophila albomicans
Lineage: Eukaryota; Metazoa; Arthropoda; Insecta; Diptera; Drosophilidae
Gene: Ptp99A
Product: tyrosine-protein phosphatase 99A
Exons: 18
Coding region: 809-5386 (1525 amino acids)
Biological process (GO): protein dephosphorylation
Molecular function (GO): protein tyrosine phosphatase activity; protein binding
Source: RefSeq, a predicted model, not a curated record